Temnothorax curvispinosus is the source of this 1783-nucleotide messenger RNA. Its product is annotated as UDP-glucose 4-epimerase-like. The transcript has 7 exons. The record is from RefSeq and is a predicted model, not a curated record. Bases 448 to 1716 code for a protein of 422 amino acids. Gene Ontology annotation, molecular function: UDP-glucose 4-epimerase activity. Gene Ontology annotation, cellular component: cytosol. Lineage: Eukaryota; Metazoa; Arthropoda; Insecta; Hymenoptera; Formicidae. Gene Ontology annotation, biological process: beta-D-galactose catabolic process via UDP-galactose, Leloir pathway.
UAUGAUAUUUUUCUCCCGAUUGUCUCCCCCGCCGUAGGACACUCCUCGCGAUUUCACGUCGCGCCGUGCGGUCCAUCGAAAUCGAAAAUCGGGGCACAUUCCUCGACGGACGAGUGAGGGAUGCCCCUCGGCAUGGUGGUGUUUUUUUUUCGUUUCGCGCGAUUACGUUAUUAGUCGCCUCGAAACAGGUUCCUGCGGCCAAAGGCUGAGCUGUUGCUCAAUCGAGACGCCGAGGAUGAGCCCCCUGCUUUUACUAAUCCAGUAACGGUCGUGUUGCAAGCGGCGAAUUCACGUGAGACGAUGGCAAACUCGUCACGCUUCUCGAUGUGAAAGGAGGAGGAGGAACUCUUUAGACGAGAAUCGUAGAACGGACGGCUGGAGUGGAGCAAGACAAGGCUGGCAGGAAGGGCAUAGUGUGCGUGCCGGUAUAGCAUCGCGGAGGAGGGGAUGUCUCGCGCGUCCCACGAUAUACUGAAGUCCGCUUCUCUACGGCUACUAUUCAAGGCAGAGCAAGGCAGAGUCGCAGUCGGUGUCAGUUAUCGUGCGAAAGUGCCUCAGAGUCCUUCGGAUCAAAGUUGUUCGCGUUCCUCACUGAAUUCUUACUUAAUCCUGGACCGAGUCGAGAUGGGAGACUGGAGGACCAUUUUCGUAACCGGAGGCGCCGGUUACAUCGGCAGCCACUGCAUCGUCGAGCUCCUGGAGUGCGGUUACGACGUGGUGGCUAUAGAUAACUUUGCAAACAGCGUGACAGAAACCGACGGCGAGUCCGCGGCGCUCAAAAGGGUCGAGCAAAUAACGGGGAAAAAAGUCACGUUUUACAACUGCGAUCUGCUCGACAGAGAGAAGCUCGAGACCGUAUUUAACCAGCACAAAAUAGAUUGCGUGAUACAUUUCGCGGCUAUUAAAGCCGUUGGCGAAUCGAUGCAGGUUCCGCUGCAUUACUAUCGAAACAACAUAAUAGGAGCUAUUAAUCUGCUUGAGGUGAUGAAAGCGGCUGGCUGCUUUCAGCUUGUAUUCAGUAGCUCUUGCACGGUUUACGGCGAGCCUACAGAACUGCCUAUCACGGAGGAACACGAAACCGGCAAUAUCACCAAUGUGUAUGGCCGAACAAAGUACUUUAUCGAGGAGAUGCUCAAGGAUAUAUCCAGAGCUGAAAAGAGUUGGAACAUCGUAUCUCUAAGAUACUUUAAUCCGGUUGGUGCUCAUCGAUCGGGAUUGAUCGGAGAGGAUCCGACAAAACCAUUCACAAACCUGAUGCCGUAUAUCGCUCAGGUCGCUUUGAGGCACAAGCCGGAGUUGAUCAUAUUCGGUGGUGAUUAUCCUACGGAUGACGGCACAGGCGUCCGUGAUUACAUUCACGUUAUGGAUUUGGCUGCCGGUCACGUGGCGGCAUUAAAUGCUCUGCACAAACAACACCUCAGGCUAAAGAUUUAUAACUUGGGCACCGGCAAUGGCGUGACCGUGUUGCAAUUAAUAAAAACAUUCGAGAAAGCCUCUGGUACUACCGUGCCGUACGUUAUAAAAGAGAGAAGAGAGGGCGACAUUGUGUCCAUGUACGCUAACACGGAUUUGGCGAAAAAAGAAUUGGGCUGGACAGCGAAGUACACUGUGGAGCAAAUGUGUCAGGACUUCUGGAGGUGGCAAACGAUGAAUCCAUACGGAUACCGAACUUCAAUAAAGAACGGAACUACUGAACACCUGAACAAUACAUCGUAAAAAAUUGUAUCGAGGAAAUUAUGCAAAUAAUUUAUAAUAAAGAAUCGAUACGCGUUCUUAUAAUUUA